Messenger RNA from Marchantia polymorpha subsp. ruderalis, 3142 nucleotides. Lineage: Eukaryota; Viridiplantae; Streptophyta; Marchantiopsida; Marchantiales; Marchantiaceae. The record is from the annotation of a GenBank genome assembly.
GCAGCAGGUGGAAUCAAACUGUCAAAACCAUCAUCUGGCCGGGAGAGUGGUCGGCUUUCUUCUGUAUGGCCUUGUCGAUCGUAGCUCGAGCGAGCGCGUGCCUUGCUUGCUGCUGUGGAGUCGGAAGGCAGUACUAGGGUUGGAAGAGCGAGUGCAGCGAAGGGUCGUGUCGGCUUUAGGCAAGGAAGGGAAGCAAAGCGAGCGAGCCUGCGAGCGAGGGCAGGGCUGGACAGGGCAGCGCUGUCUGCGAGCGGAGCGCACUGAUUGAGCCAGCGAGUUACUGAGUAGAGAGGAUGAAUUUGGCCUCUGCAGAUACAGAUUGACCUGUGAUUUUUGUUGCGGUGUCGUUUGCUGUGGAGCCUUACGACGUCAGGUGUAUAUUGAGAGUAUUGGAGAAGUCCGUGGUUAGCAAGAAUUUCGCCAGAUUAGCCAACUGUUCGCUCCAUGGAUAAUCAGGAUCUGAAGCCGACUUUGUCCCUUGCCUGUAUACCCAACGCACAGCAGAGUAGUAAUGGGCACUUGCUGAGUUCUUCUACCCACCAGGAACAAAAUGGGACGAUCCACAUGGACGGGAGUAUGCCUCUCGGCGAGAACGCAAUGUCGAACUCGCUGCAGCAGGUAUCUACUUUGCGAAGUAAUCAAUUGACCGAGCGUAACGGCGUGGUCGGGGCUUCCGCUCAAAAUCCCCAUGAAAUUAUUGGGUCUGGAGAGACAUCUUUGCAAAACUGCAACAGCCCUCGCAAUGGGCGGAGUUCCAGGGAGGCUCCAAUUGCGCGAGCAUUUACUCCGGUAAAUCGGGCGCCGAAGAGGAAGAAGGAUCAGAUCAUGGCCUCGCCUCAUGGUCGUGUAAGAGAGUCAUCAUUUCGUCCCGUUCCAGCCCGGAACAGCAACUUGGCAACGCCCCCUCAAAGUCCUCAUCAGUUGGGUCUGCAUUCGAUUUCCCAACCUCAGGGUUCUCUGCCACAGAGUUCCCUUAUGUCUUCACAAUCUUCACAGGUGAUGUUCACACACUUGAACUCUAUCACUUCUGAUAAUUCCCAAAAUGGAGGGAAUCAACACCACCAUCCGAACUCCACCCACGAGAACCAUCAGUCUUCUCACCAAAGUGGGCAGUAUGAAGGAAACGGGCCAGCUGAUGCAGCGGCGCGAAGAGCUCAAGUAAGAGCGUGGGGUAAUCAGCCUCUUAGCUCAGUGGAUAGUGAUCUAUGGAAGAUCAUGGAGGAGGAGAAGGUUCGCCAAUUUAAGGGUGUUGAGCUCAUUGCAUCGGAGAAUUAUACUUCACAGGCCGUGCUUGAGGCUCUGGGCAGUCAUCUCACAAACAAGUACUCUGAAGGGUUGCCCGGGAGUAGGUACUACGGUGGGAACAAGUAUAUCGACAUGAUCGAGAAUUUGUGCAUACAACGUGCUCUUCAAGCUUUCCAUCUAGACCCCAAGGAAUGGGGUGUCAAUGUCCAACCGUAUUCUUGCACAACUGCUAAUUUUGCCGUCUACACAGGCCUCCUGCAACCGAAAGAUCGGAUAAUGGGUUUGGACGUUCCCUCUGGUGGUCAUGUGAGUCACGGGUAUUGCACCGUAAGUGGGAAGAAGGUGUCAUCUGCAUCGAUUUUCUAUGAGAGUUUGCCGUUCAAAGUAAACCCAUCAACUGGGCUUAUAGACUUUGAGACAUUGGAGAAGUUUGCUGUAAACUUCCGGCCCAAGCUGUUGAUUUGUGGAGGGAGUGCGUAUCCGAGAGAGUGGGAUUACGCUCGCUUCCGCGAAAUUGCCAACAAGUGCGGGGCAAUUCUUAUGUGUGAUAUGGCUCACAUUAGUGGUCUAGUGGCUGCAAAGGAGGUUGCAAGCCCUUUUGAGUAUGCAGACGUAGUGACAACUACAACUCACAAAACCCUCAGGGGCCCUCGAGGUGGAAUGAUUUUCUACAGAAGGGGACCGAAAGCGAGAAGAGUUGUCUCUGCAUAUGGUGGGGGUUCAACUGGGGCGUCUGAGAACUUCUACGAUUUUGAAGACAAAAUAAACUUCGCUGUCCAUCCAUCCUCGCAAGGAGGGCCUCACAACAAUCACAUCGCCGCGCUCGCAGUUGCUCUGAAGCAAGUCAAUACUGAGGAGUUUAGGGAUUACAUUCGACAGGUGAAGAAAAAUGCUCAAACGCUAGCGAGUGCAUUAAUGCGACGAGGCUGUGUGCUUGUAACUGGCGGUACAGAUAAUCAUCUGUUGCUCUGGGACGUGCGCAAUCGAGGUCUUACUGGAAAUCUUUUGGAGAAGGUCUGUGAACUUUGCCACCUGACACUGAACAAAAAUGCUGUUUUCGGUGACAAUAGCGCUUUGUCCCCCGGGGGUGUUCGGAUUGGUACCCCAGCCAUGACUACUAGAGGAUGUGUCGAAUCUGAUUUUGAAAUCAUUGCGAACUUCUUGAUGAGAGCAGUGCAAAUUGCCGAAAAUGUUCAAAGUGAGCAUGGCAAGUUGCAAAAGGAGUUUCUUAAAGGUUUGGCUGAUAAUAAGGAAAUUAUUGAGUUACGAAAUAACGUCGAGAAGUUUGCGUCCGCUUUUGAAAUGCCUGGUUUUGAUAUUAUUCCGAAGAGGUUUUCGCAGUGACCUGUUGUAUCCAUUGUCAAUAGUGAUAACUCCCGCUUACAGUUGGAAGAUUUGAAUCAAACUCAGUUAGAACGGUGCAGUGUUUGAGAAGAGUUGGUUGUUUCUCUUAACGUUUACAUACGUUUUUCUCCCUCUUGUGGAGUAUAUUCUGAUACUGCCUUGUAGAAUGUAGAUCAUUUCUUUUGUUAUCAUCUGAUACACAGGGGGUGAGUUGAUGUACGGGUGCUGUCACCAUCCCUUUUAUAGUUCUGGUGACUGCCCACAAAUUUCUCACUGUUCCUGGCCCAAUCAGCUAAAAUGGGUUAGGAGCUUUAACGUAUAGUAGAAUAUCACAUUUACGUGUUCUGUCUUGGACUCCGUGAUUAGCUAGAUUGUACAUGAAUUACACCCAUAACAGCAGCGAUGUGAUAUGGAGUCGGGCUAGCAAGCUUGGAUAUUCUUGGACCUCGUUUUCUGUAGUUAGCAGUUUCCAUCACCAAUGUAACGUACGAGGGAUAGGACAAUGUCCUUUGUGAGAUAUUUUUCACGAAAUCUAAACCCAAGUUAUCUCGUG